Messenger RNA from Caenorhabditis auriculariae, 4060 nucleotides. NCBI's taxonomy places the organism in Eukaryota, Metazoa, Nematoda, Chromadorea, Rhabditida, Rhabditidae. The record is from the annotation of a GenBank genome assembly.
AUGAUUUCCGACACUUCCACCCUCAGCUACGCGAUGAGUUCGACGUUUGUUCCAACCGUCAAUGGCUCCAACGACUUCUCCAAACAACAGGUUAUUUAUUUCCUCUCCAUUUUUGUUAUUCUAUGACUAAUGUCUAGGCCAUUUUCCCAAUAAAAUUGUUUUGCAGUCCAUUAUAUAAACUAAUUCAAUACAUCCUCAAUGGAAAUUGGAUUAUGCUGAAAAUAGCAGUUCCUUGUUGCUGUCAUUGAAAGAAAUGCUCUAUUUUGGAAAAUUCGAGAUUUCAUGCAUUUUUUGACGCGUUGGUUGAUGUUCUACUAUAAAACAUCAAAAAAAGAAAAAUUCAGAAUCUUCGGAGAAAAUUUGAAAGUUCAAGGUUGUCCGACGUUUUGCCUAGAGAAAAGAGCUAAAAACAUGAUACUUGAGAAGAUCGAAAAAUUACUAAAAGAAAUGUUUUGAGUACAACCGUAACCUCUAGCUCCAGGAGGCUGAAAAUGGACAAAAAGGGUAUUUUUACGAGAAAAAAACUCUCGGAAGUCGCUACCUGUGCAAUCUUCAGUUUCAGAUAUAGGUUUUUAAAUAUCCGAUUUUUCUGUUUGACGCGAAUUUCGAAGAUUCAUAACUCCAAAAGAAAAGUUUGAGUAUAGAGCGACCAGGAAUGUUCACCUAGACUUUCGGCUUGUUUAAGAUGGAAAAAAAUCUUUCUUGUAAAAGGACAACAUAAACCCGAAAAACUAUGCAAUCGAACUCCUCCGGAAUAACUUCUGAAAUCGUGUCAGGUGUGGACACUGUACGAUUACAUGGCGUCGACGAUCUUCUGGAUGACCGGCGGAAUCGCGAUUCCGCUGAACGUCACGCUGUUGAUGCUCAUCUUCUUCCGCUCGCCGACCAGCCUCUCCACCUACCGAAUCUUCUUGGCCAACGUCGUUUUGAGUGACCUCGUCUUCUCCAUUUCCGCCACGAUGGCUCAAAUUCGGUCAGAUUAAAUGAACUUUUUUUGAAGAUAUUUUCUUUUUUUCAGAAUCAUCCCAAAUAAAUGGGCGUUUGCAUAUGUGUCCUUGGGGCCGGCAGGUCGAUUUUUCGGUUCUCAGGUCGGUUGGAAGGAUUUUGAUCCAUUUUCAAUCUAAUUCAUCAAAUCGAGCUCAAUAUGGGGCAUUGAAUUUUGAAUUGUGAAUUUUUGUUUGAAAUGCCCAAGUCUUGAGCCCUGAGAUUUUUAGAAGACUAGAAGUACCUCCGGAAAGUAUCAUUUUACAGGUUUUUUUGGACAAGGAAGGUCAUGAACACUUCUUGAUCUACCCCAAAAGACGAUCCUGAAAGUCCUAACGUGACCUUAGUUUCCGAGAAAAAAGAGCCCAAAGCCUGAAAACAGCUUAUUUUAACUGGUUUUCAAGAUUUCCGUUGAUUGUGAAGUGUCCUUUCUUGAAGACUAGGAAUCUGUGCAGUUUGCGUUUUUCAGAAUCUCCUUCUGGUACAUCAAAGAGUGUUCUGACCAAUUUUUUUUUUUUAGGAAUUUCCGGACCCUAAGGGGAAAUGAUCCUCCUUGUGAGAGUAUCUUGAAAACUAGUUCAAAAUACAAAGAAAAGAUUUAUUUUUGAGGUUGACCUUGAAGAUUUCAGGGCAGCUACUUUGCCUAUUGUGUCAUGCUCCACUCGCUGUUCUACAUGUUCCUGUGCUUCCCGAUCUCGUUCGGCUUCCGUUACUGGAUCCUCGUGAGACCCAUUCCGGAGAACAAAUCCUGCAUUUUAUUGUGUCUCGGUCUUUGGUCCAUCGCCCUGGCUCAACAUGUGAGUUAUGCACAAAUCGGAUUUUAAAUUAAAAAGUUUUGAUCUUCUCAGAAAGAAAAAAAAAUUUUCAACCAGGGAAAGCUACUGAGUCAGCUUCUUAGUUAGUGGUUCUUCCAUGUAAAUUGCAGAAACUUCAUCAAGUAUAUAGAAGGAAUUCAUAGAAAAUGUCAGAGAACAUUUUUAAAAAAAACUUUUUUUGAAGUUUUUCGAGCUAAAUUUCAUGAAUGGAACUUUUUCCCUUAAUCUGAAGCUUUUAAAGAUCCUGUUCAUCCUGUCUGAGUCGCCGGUCGACGAGAUCCGAGCUUACCUGAAGAUAAACAAGCCUCAGUACGACCUGGACGCCUUCCCGGUCUCUGGCAACCACAUGAUCAACAGUCCUCUGACCUCGAUCACGUUGGCGACCAUCGUCCUGCCCAUGUUCCCCAUCUACGUUCUCGUCAUCUUCUUCUACAAGAAGGUCCAUCAUUAUCUGAUGCACAACACCAGGGUGAGGCCUUUUCUGCGAUUUCUGUCGAUAUAUACGUUGAGAAGUUUGAGGAAAACUAAAAUUGAAGAGGCCACUUAAGCAGCCCUAGGGAAAAACCUGUAAUCUAUUUAGCCACGCGCGUCACAUAAGCCGUGGACGCAAUCUAAAAGAUAUUUAGUUCUUUAAAAAAUAACUCGAUUCUCUCCGAUACUUUUCAUUCGCUCGGCCGUGUUUCUCAUAGAGCGAAAGGCUCAAAAACGAGGCAAUUAAGCCGUCGAGCGACCAUAAAAAACGUUUGACUUUUUUGGAAUGUUAAAGAUCAGAAAGUUGGAAUAGGAUAGUAAUUGAAUCCCGUUCAGACUUCAAAGAUCGCAAUUUUGAGAUCUCUGAAAUGAAGUUAUGAUAGCGGGCGGAAAAUGAAAUUUUAUUCGAGUAUAACACACAGGAAUGUAUUGCCUUUGAAAAAGCCUAUUCUUAUUACAUUAUUUAUGAGGCAUCAGAGAUUUUUUCAUAAAGAAACAAAUAAACAAAUUGAUCUCGACCAAAACCAAGUGGGACUAAGUAUUUGUCAUAAGUAUAGAAAAACCUAUGAAAUCAGUGAUUUUCUCUUGUUUUUUGAAACGUGUUUACUCCUUGGUCAACUGAACAUCUACAGCGGUUUUCGAAGCGUUAAAGGACAAGAAUGAAAUUCAGAACAUGAGUAUCGGAACGCUGAAAGGCCACCGACGACUCAUCGAAGUUCUGACGAUCCAGGCGUCGCUCCCGCUUUUCUUCAUCUUCCCUCCAAUAACUCUAUACGGACUCUAUCAUUUGGAGUUCAUCGAACACACUGCUAUCGAGUACCUCGUUUAUACUCUAUUCAGGUGGGUUUUUAAUUUCGAUAGAAAUCACAACAAAAUAAACAUGACCUGAAGUUAUCAGAUACAAAUCUCGAGUCUCUUCGAAAUUCGCUAUAAAGGGAAUAUUAGCCUUCAAAUAUAUCAUUUGAUUUUUCACAGCGCUGGCGUGCGGCAUUUUAGGAACGCCAGAGUGGUCCCUGGAGGGGCACUUGAAGGUUCCCCUCUAGAGAAUACCUCACCUCUAUAGGGAGGCACUCAGUUUUGCUCAAGUGGUCACUCUAGAAGCUUAGUUAAUGGCUACUUUAAGGGAGCAUAGGGCCCUAUUUUGUUUCCCUUAAGGGGCUUUUUUCUUUUAUCGUUCCAGAGACCGAUCUGGGGCUCAUAAGAUUUGCAGUUUUUCUGAAAAUGAUCAGAAUACGUCUCCGAAGUUCAAAAAUUCCCUAAUUUGUUAGAUCUUUCUUACGUUUUUUACAUAUUAACAAAUGAACUAUUCAGUCAGAGAUGAGAUUUCAGAAUUUAUCAGAUUAUUGAACAAAAUCUCCUUAAAAUAAACUUACUUAUGUGAAUUUCUCAAUCAGGGUCAAAAAUUAUCACUAUCUUUGCAUAGAAACUUCAAAAACGGUCAAUUUCCUGAUGUAAUCGAUUUCUUCAAAGAUAGUAUUUUUUGGGCUUGAUUUGGAGUUCCGAUUUUUAAAAGGUUGAUGGCUAAAGAUAUUUGCUUCUUAUUAAAAAAAGGAAUGAACUGAAACGAAACAAAAAAUAUUUUGAAUCGAAACGUAAAAGUUUUAACAAUGAGUUUUUGAAGUUUCCUGCCGAUGUGCAGUCCGAUCGUGACGCUCGUCUACAUCAAGCCCUACAACACGGCCUUCCGCCGGAUUUUUUGUUUGCCUCUGCGGAGGGUCGAAGACGUCGGCGGCACGGCGACGACGUACAUGGAGAAGGAGAACACACAGUACUCCUCCCACGCUUCCUGA